AAUGCAAAAUUCGCGACUCUAAAAAGAUGUGCUAGUGCAAAAUUUAUGACAAAUAACUCCAUGUUUUGUGCGUCACUUGAUAAUUGCGUGGAAAAAUCAUGGCGUUGUGUCAGCGCUACUGAAUACAAGUGGAGUUCCCGUGACUGUUAAAUAGAGAAUUGAGUUUAAAGUGUAAUGCUUUGCAGCAUUUUGUAUGUUAUUGCUACAAAGAAUUUUUAUCGUGAGUUAUUCGAGGUGAAGAAUUUAUCGUGUAAGGACUCACCAUAACCAAUAUUAUAGCAAACUAAAAUGCGUGAAUACAAGAUUGUGGUCUUAGGAAGUGGAGGUGUGGGAAAAUCAGCACUUACUGUGCAAUUUGUGCAGGGUAUAUUUGUUGAAAAAUAUGAUCCAACAAUAGAAGACAGUUAUAGAAAGCAAGUAGAAGUAGAUGGACAGCAAUGUAUGCUUGAAAUAUUAGAUACUGCAGGAACUGAACAAUUCACUGCCAUGAGAGAUUUAUAUAUGAAGAAUGGACAGGGUUUUGUGCUGGUAUAUUCCAUAACAGCUCAGUCUACAUUUAAUGAUUUACAAGAUUUGAGGGAGCAAAUUUUAAGAGUAAAGGAUACUGAUGAUGUUCCCAUGGUGCUAGUGGGGAAUAAGUGCGACUUAGAAGAUGAACGUGUGGUUGGCAAGGAUCAAGGAGUUAAUUUAGCUCGUCAAUUUAAUUGCGCUUUUAUGGAAUCAUCUGCCAAGGCAAAGAUAUUUGUUUAUGAUAUAUUUUUUGAUCUUGUUCGGCAAAUAAAUAAAAAGUCUCCAGAAAAGAAACAGAAACAGAAAAAGAAAUCUAUUUGUUCACUUUUGUAAAAGAUGAAGAAAUUAUAUAAAUAUAUAAAUAUAUAAUUAUUGUCAGACACAAAGACGUAAUAUUAUUGACAGUUAUUACAA
Ctenocephalides felis (cat flea) is the source of this 924-nucleotide messenger RNA. It is a transcript of the gene Rap1, whose product is annotated as ras-related protein Rap1. NCBI's taxonomy places the organism in Eukaryota, Metazoa, Arthropoda, Insecta, Siphonaptera, Pulicidae. Gene Ontology annotation, molecular function: GTPase activity; GDP binding; GTP binding. Gene Ontology annotation, biological process: cellular response to cAMP; negative regulation of synaptic vesicle exocytosis; Rap protein signal transduction. Gene Ontology annotation, cellular component: plasma membrane. The transcript has 6 exons. The record is from RefSeq and is a predicted model, not a curated record. The coding region runs from base 289 to 843 and encodes 184 amino acids.